GGAAGGUGGUUUGUUCGCGCGCGUUAUCGACACAACAAUGUUUUUAUUAUUACUGUUCGCUUUUCUCUGGGGCGUUUCGAUCUCGGAACCGCUGCUCCGCACCUGUGAGCCCAUAAGGGUUGAGAUGUGCACAGGCUUGGGUUAUAACAUGACGGGGAUGCCCAAUUUAGGGGGCAACGAUAUCCAACAGGAGGCCGAUUACAAUUUGAAGUCUUUUUCUCCUCUGAUCCAGUACGGCUGCAGCCAGCACCUGAAACUUUUCUUGUGUUCUGUUUAUGUGCCCAUGUGUACCGAGAAGGUGGCCAACCCCAUAGGACCAUGCAGGGGACUUUGUGAGAGUGUCAGGUCCCGGUGCUACCCCGUUUUGCAAGGUUUCGGGUUUCCCUGGCCAGAUGCCCUGAACUGCUCCAGAUUUCCUGUGGAGAAUAACCACGAACACAUGUGCAUGGAGGGGCCCAAAGACAAAGUUGACGUGAGGGCCCCGGUGGACCCGGCCGUGCAAAAAUUCGACUGCGGACCCCACUACGUGAAGAGCAACGGGGGAUGUAUGCCGCCCUGCGAUUCCAACCUCUUGUUCGAUGAGUCGGAAAAGAAAUUCGCUGAGGUAUGGGUUACGGUCUGGGCCCUAAUAUGCCUCGUCAUCAGCUUGGGAGCAGUCCUGACCUUGACCAUAGGCGGAGGCCGCGUGAAGGCUAGGCCCCUGGUCAGUUUGGCACUCUGCUAUGUCUUGGUGAGCGCCGGUUGGGCGUUGAGGAUGUUCUCGGGGAGAAUGUCGGCUUCCUGUCCCAAGGUUCCCGAAGACGGCCUGUCAAACGUCAACUGUGCGUUCGUCUUUCUUCUCCUGUACUAUUUCGGGAUGGCUGCAAAUGCGUGGUGGGUCUGUCUUUGCGCUUGGUGGGUUGCCAGGGUGGGUCUCUCAUGGUCCCCUGAAAAAAUGAGGAGUUUGAGUUCGGUCCUUCAUGUCUGUGCUUGGGGAUUCCCAGCAGCCCAAACAGUUGCGGCUCUAGUAAGGAGGGAUGUCGACUCUGAUGACUUAACAGGAACAUGCUACAUAGGAAACAGAAACUCAACCACGCUGCUGUCUCUCGUCCUGAUCCCAUACUUUCUCUACUUCACCUUUGGAACGCUUCUGCUCAUUUUGGGAUGCACUUAUGUCAUCAGAAAACCGCGCCCCCUAGCCGCUGCUCCCCUAACUAACGCGGCGCCAAGAAAAGAAAGUGACUUCCUAGGAGCUAUAUGCACCCUCUACGCAAUCCCUACUUUCUGCGUUAUGGCUAGCAUUUACUACGAAUACAACAACAGAGAGAAAUGGCUAUCGGAAGAAAGGAAACCUGCGCUGUGGGCUUUCUUGCUGAAAUACUUUAUGGCGCUAUUCAUCGGUGUGAGUGCGGUGUUUUGGAUUUGGUCUAUGAAAAGCGUCACCGCAUGGAAAUCGGUUUUGCGAAGGCUGGGCCCUAGGAAACAGCCACCCUUAAAAGUACAAAACAUACCACCUGUUAUGAGAUACGUACCUGCACAAACAUUGUCUACUAGUUUAAGCACUACCUCGAGGCACUCUACGCGGUCACAUCCCCAUAGAAAACCGAGAGUCCAUCAUAUGAGAACCGGUGGAGAAACCGUCAUAUGAAAAAUGUUCUUAAUUUUUAUUCAUAGGAUUUCUAUCAUCGAGUUUCGGUUGCUUUUAUGAAAAGUGACAAGGAAGCCAUAAGACGUCGGGCCGCAGCCCAAAAGAAAAUAAAGGAAAUCAAUCCUUCUGUAUUUUUUUGUAAAUAGACUGUGAUCUAAUUUGUAUACAAAUAUUUAUUUUUAUAUAUACACAACUCCUGGCCGUACAGUUUUUUGUACUACAAGUAUUAAUAAUAAUAGAGUAACAAGUUCUCCCAAAUGCCUUCUAAAAGUCAGUUUUAUGACUUAACCAGAUAUAGGAGAGGGUUUUUCAGACUUAAGCCUCCACAAAGACUACAUAUCUGCCUGACUCAUUAAAUUGUAGUGAACUAUUAGUUUCUGUUAUUUUUGUACAUAGAAAGGUGCCAUUACAUUAUAUGUUUCUUUAUUAUCUAAACGCUACUAUUAGUAAUUAAUUGUAAGACUUUUAUACAUAUUUUAAAGAUCUUUUAAUAUUUAUUUAGGUAAGUUUGUGUAAAAGUGUCUAAUAUUGUGAUAUAUGU
Anoplophora glabripennis (Asian longhorned beetle) is the source of this 2168-nucleotide messenger RNA. RefSeq names its product frizzled-4. The record is from RefSeq and is a predicted model, not a curated record. Lineage: Eukaryota; Metazoa; Arthropoda; Insecta; Coleoptera; Cerambycidae. Gene Ontology annotation, cellular component: plasma membrane. The transcript is spliced from 4 exons. Gene Ontology annotation, biological process: non-canonical Wnt signaling pathway; canonical Wnt signaling pathway. Bases 38 to 1627 code for a protein of 529 amino acids. Gene Ontology annotation, molecular function: Wnt-protein binding; Wnt receptor activity.